AUGCCGGCGGCCCCCACCCCAACCGUCCCCUUCUCCGACCCGCCGUACCUCCUCGGCCUGCCAUCCCCCUACUUCACCGAAUCCCACCGCAAAUGGCAGGCGGCCAUCCGGCCGUGGCUGGACACGCAUCUGCACGCGCACGCGCUCGAGUGGGAGCAGACAGGCACGCUACCAGACUCGGUGUUCGCGACCUUCGCGGCGGCGCACAUGCUGCUGCCGGCGCUGCCCGCGCCGCUGCCGACGGCCUGGCUCAAGCGGCUCGGCAUCACCACGCUGCUGGGCGGGCUGCCCGUCGAAGAGUUUGAUGCGCUGCACGGCUACAUCUGGGGCGACGAGAUGGUGCGCAGCGGGCUGGCGGGCCCGUCGGCCAGUCUGACGGCUGGCAUGGCGUUCGGCGUGCCGCUGAUCCUCCGGUUCGGGAGCGCGCAGCUGCAGGAGCGCGUCUUGCCCGGGUUGUUGACCUGCAGGCAGAGGUGCUGUAUCGCGAUUACCGAGCCGGAGGCUGGCAGCGAUGUCGCGGGGAUUGUGACCACCGCGGUUAGGAGCGAGUGCGGGCGGUGGUGGGUGGUGAACGGGCGGAAGAAGUGGAUCACGAACGGGAUCUGGGCCGACUACGCCAGCAUGGCGGUGCGCACGGGGCCGCCGGGGAGCGGCGCGGCGGGGAUAUCGCUGCUCCUGGUGCCGCUCAAGAACACGCCGGGCGUGACGAUGCGCCGGCUCAGUACGUCGGGCACGACGUCCUCGGGCACGACGUACAUCGAGCUCGACGACGUGCGCGUGCCCGUCGAGAACCUGAUCGGCGACGAGAACCAGGGCAUGCGCUACAUCAUGACCAACUUCAACCACGAGCGGCUGGCGGUCGCCACGGGCGCCACGCGCCAGGCCAGGGUCGCCCUCUCGGCCGCGUUCGAGUACGUGCUCAAGCGCGAGGCCUUCGGCAAGCCGCUGGUCGAGCAGCCCGUGGUGCGGCAUCGGCUGGCCAAGGCGGGCGCGCUGCUGGAGAGCCUGACCGCCUGGGUCGAGCAGUUCGCCUUCAUGAUGACCCGGCUGCCGCACGAGCCGGCCAAUGCGCUGCUGGGCGGGCCGACGGCUUUGCUGAAGGCGCACGCGGGCAUGGUGUUCAAGGAGUGCGCCGACGUGGCCGUGCUCUUGUUUGGAGGGAACGGCUACACAAAGACGGGCCAGGGCCAGCUCGUCGAGAUGCUUUACCGGGAGGUCAUGGGCGUCAGGAUCCCGGGCGGCUCGGAAGACGUCCUGCUGGAUCUAGCAGUGCGCCAGCUGGUCAAGUUGUACAGGACACAGACGAACCUGCUGCAGGUCGCCGGCGGCUCAAAACUGUAGCGGGCCGAUCCCCAACGUAUUGUGUUGGUAUGGAUUUCUGGACGAAGAGAGCGCCCUUAAUUAUUCCUUACCCUGCACCGCCGAGGGUCGUGCUUUUCGAGGAGCUGCACCUGGACUGGCGCUGCUGCUAGAGGUUUGUGCUCUGUUGGGUUAAUCAGAAAUGGACAAGUGAUGUGCGGUUUGCUUCCC
Molecule: messenger RNA, 1530 nt
Organism: Thermothielavioides terrestris NRRL 8126
Lineage: Eukaryota; Fungi; Ascomycota; Sordariomycetes; Sordariales; Chaetomiaceae
Exons: 3
Coding region: 1-1341 (446 amino acids)
Molecular function (GO): acyl-CoA dehydrogenase activity; flavin adenine dinucleotide binding
Source: RefSeq, a predicted model, not a curated record